AUGGAGCUUAAUUACUUCACAAAUCUACCAUCAGAAAUCACCACCGAAAUCCUGUCACGCCUCUCUAUCCGAAGCCUUGCUAUCAGCAAAUCCGUUUGCAAACCAUGGCGCGAUCUUUUAAAAUCUGAUGAUUUCGUCGUAUCCAAAAUCAAAACCCCGCCCGCCCUAGUUCGAUUGACGUCGAGCAGAUGGUGUAAUUCAACUCGUUGCACGAUUUUCGAGAUUGAAGAUGUAGACAAUUUGGAGAGCCAUGAUCUUCACUACCAUCCGCUCACAGAUUUCAAGAUCAAAGGACUAAUGGAAGGCUACAGAGUGCGAAAGCACUGUGUCGCCGCUAAUGGAUUGCUUCUUAUUUACUCAAGAUUUAGCACUCCUUUUUACAUAUGCAAUCCGAUCACUCGUGAGUAUACCAAGCUGUACUGCCCUGUGAGACCGGAUCAUGUGAUGCGAUUUGGAUUUGGUGUCAGCGAAAUAAGUGGGCAGUAUAAGGUGGUCUGUAUCAAUUCGUUCCCUAAAUCCAACCUUCAUUAUGUGUACACCCUCGGAACAGGAACAUGGAGGCGCCUUGAAGGCGGCAGGAUUUCUGGUUUUGAAUUCUAUCCAGUUGGGUGCACAGUAUGUAAUGGCAACCUCCAUUGGAUAGUAGUUGACUCGAGUCAUAUGCAAUGGAUUUGUGGUUUUGACCUUGAAACAGAACGUUUUAGCGUCUUCUCCCUACCUCUUGUAGGAAUUAGUGAAGGGGAAUUAUCUGUUUUGAGAGACUGCCUGUGUUAUUCUUAUUACAACGAAUGCCAAGAUGAAAUUCUCAUAUGGAUGAUGAAGAAAUACCAAGUCAAUGAAUCUUGGACCAUAGAGUACAAGAUGAGUACUACUACUUUUGGUACUAGUUUUUAUAGGUAUACACCUGUUGAAGCAAUCAAACUUUUUAAAGAUGGUGAUGUUUUGAUGUUGCUGGCCAGAUCUAGUCUAUUCUACUACUCCAAUAGGACAAGAACUCUUCAACAAGUUGAUAUGUUGAAGGAUGCAAAUGAAAAAAAGGGUUAUCCCUUGAUUUUCAACCCUAGCCUUCUCUCACUCAAGAAUUUCGGAUUCGAGAAUGUGAUCUCGUUUUAG
Molecule: messenger RNA, 1113 nt
Organism: Salvia splendens (bonfire salvia)
Lineage: Eukaryota; Viridiplantae; Streptophyta; Magnoliopsida; Lamiales; Lamiaceae
Product: F-box protein At3g07870-like
Exons: 1
Coding region: 1-1113 (370 amino acids)
Molecular function (GO): protein binding
Source: RefSeq, a predicted model, not a curated record